Messenger RNA from Symphalangus syndactylus (siamang), 1987 nucleotides. RefSeq names its product family with sequence similarity 237 member A (gene FAM237A). The record is from RefSeq and is a predicted model, not a curated record. Lineage: Eukaryota; Metazoa; Chordata; Mammalia; Primates; Hylobatidae.
UCAGGGGCUGGAGGAAUUUUCAGGGAAGGGGCAAAACGUGGAAACACUUGCAAAGGGAAGACCUUUGCCUCAGACCCCUUGGCUGGAUGUGUUUCAGUUAAGAUGGGCACUUACGUUCAGCGGAGCACUGGAGCAGUGACAAGGCUCUAAUCUGGGACUGGGAUAGUAACUAGCUGUGAGCCCAGGGCUACAGGCAGGCAGGAGAAAUUCACACCUGGAAUAUCUCGAGGAGGCGCCUUAUUUCCUCUGAGCCCUUGCUGAGUGUCGAGAGGGUGCUCAUGUCCCUCCUCGGACCCCAAGAGUCCACAGUCUUCCCUCACACCCCUUUAUUCUCGGACGAGGCCCGUGUGGUGAGCGGGAACCCCUGCUGUCCCCUGGACCGGCGCGGAGCUGGGCCCUAACUUUGCAGUUCCCGCCGCAGCGGCACGCCCCCGCGAGGUGGGAGCGGGAAGCCCAGCCGCACCGAGGCUCAACUCCGCCAGGUGCAGAGUGGGUGCGGGUCAGGGCCAAUGGGAGUGUGUGUGGCCAAGCCUGCUGGUUUCCUGAACCGAAAUUCUCCGGGGAGGGAGAGAAGAGGAGGGUGCGGGAGAUGGACUUGGAGGCGAGAGGUGGCGGCAGUUUCCAGGAGCUUUGACGUAGACUUGGAGAGGCGCCGAGCACUCCCACUGCUUAAGUAGAGGCACGGUAGCCUCCAGGACGCGGAAGCUGGGGACAGCCACUCGCUCGGGAGCAGCCUGAGCGUUUCCUCUCCGCGUACUCGAGGGAACUCUCUCCACGCGUUCGAGGGAACCCGGAAGGGGCCAGGCGGGUGAGUGCGGAGGGAAGCCCUUGUGCCAUCUGGGAGUAGAGCCGCCGACUCAGGAGUUUUAGGGCCAUGGCUGAUCCUGGCAACAGAGGAGGGAUCCACCACCCCUUGAGCUUCACCUGCUCCUUGCUCAUUGUGGGAAUGUGCUGUGUAUCUCCUUUCUUCUGCCAUAGCCAGACAGACCUGCUGGCUCUUAACCAAGCUGAUCCUCAGUGCUGGGAAUCUUCCUCAGUGCUUCUCCUGGAAAUGUGGAAGCCUCGCAUUUCCAACACUGUUUCAGGCUUCUGGGAUUUUAUGAUCUACCUGAAGUCAUCUGAGAACUUGAAGCAUGGAGCACUGUUUUGGGAUCUGGCCCAACUCUUCUGGGACAUCUAUGUGGACUGUGUGCUCUCUAGGAACCAUGGCUUAGGAAGGAGGCAAUUGGUUGGAGAGGAAGAGAAAAUCUCAGCAGCGCAUCCACAGCACACAAGGAGUAAACAAGGUACAUAUUCUCAGCUCCUAAGGACCUCCUUCCUAAAGAAGAAAGAGUUGAUUGAAGAUUUGAUAAGCAUGCAUGUGCGUAGGAGUGGGUCUAGUGUCAUUGGAAAAGUGAACCUGGAAAUAAAGAGAAAAUAAAUUGAACUCAGAGCUAAUUCAUGCCUUGGAAUUAAAUAUACAUAUAUAUAACAUUUUUCUUAACUAUUGAUUAUUCAUUUAUUUUAAAUGGUGGGAAUGCCCAGAGAUAAAUAUGAACCCAAAUUCUCUCAGUAUAUUUAUUUAAAGCUGCUUUCUAUUAUUUAUUUAUUUUAGGCUGCUAGCAUGUUUCUUCAAAUGGUGACAUUACUGCCAGUCUAUCCCACAGUCUAAAGGAGUUAAAUAACUUCCAGAGAUGACUUGAGGAUUCUUUGUAUUCAUUUAAUAGUUCAUUUUGGGAUGCUUGACAUGUUAAUAAACUAGUGUGCCAUACAUUUAACUUGAAUAUACUGCAUGGCUUCCAAGACUUUAACCACUGGAUUGCUUAUGCACAGGCACAUAGGGGACUAUAUUUAUGAAUUACUAGUUACUGACAAUCUAUGAUAUCUGAAUCUUGUUUGACAGCAUAUUUUUGAAUACUGAAUGAAGCAAAAAGUAAAACAAAACAAAAAACUGGCAAAUAAAGCAUUCUUCUAAUGAAAACAAAAUUAAUAAAAGCUCUGGACCCCA